UGGGAACACCCUGACUUCUCUCUGUCCCUAUGCAGCAAAACAGCUCCACAGCCCCCACAACCCAGCCAAAGGCCCCUCCUUCCAGGGCUUCCACAUCAGGACCAGUCUCAGCAGGCAAAGCAGCCCCCAAGGGUACAUCUACCAGGGCCCAACAACAGCUGGCCUUCCUGGAGGGCCGUAAGAAACAGCUCCUGCAGGCUGCGCUGCAUGCCAAGCAAAAGAAUGAUGUGGAGGGCGCCAAGAUGCACCUGCGCCAGGCCAAGGGGCUAGAGCCCAUGCUGGAGGCCUCACGAAAUGGGCUGCCUGUGGACAUUACCAAGGUGAGCCCUCCAGACCCAGGCAGACUGCCCCUUAUUACCCAUGUGACCUGGAGUAUAUUG
Nannospalax galili (Upper Galilee mountains blind mole rat) is the source of this 380-nucleotide messenger RNA. Its product is annotated as coiled-coil and C2 domain-containing protein 1A-like. Lineage: Eukaryota; Metazoa; Chordata; Mammalia; Rodentia; Spalacidae. The annotation marks the transcript as partial. Gene Ontology annotation, cellular component: nucleus. Gene Ontology annotation, biological process: regulation of transcription by RNA polymerase II. Gene Ontology annotation, molecular function: RNA polymerase II cis-regulatory region sequence-specific DNA binding; DNA-binding transcription repressor activity, RNA polymerase II-specific. The record is from RefSeq and is a predicted model, not a curated record. The transcript has 2 exons.